CUUUACUAACGGCCCUGUUAACUCAGCUCAAAACUGAUAUGUUGUGUUCCUUAAAUUAAAUUCAGACAUUUAAUGAACUGUUGAAGAAAUUGGACCUGAACGCAACACAGUGUCGUUUAAUAAAAAGUAAUAAAGAAAUAUUGAGUGGGCGGGAGGGGGCAGAUCACAUGACCACCUCCUUUAUGUUCUGCAGCAGCUACCGCUCUCCGCUACUCACUCCUGCCAGAGACAGCCCCAUAAUAGUCUGAAGGCACGGCUAGAAAAACCACGCACACUUCUCACGUAUUGAAGGCCUUUCACUGUACAGUCCGCUGCAGACAGUCACAGCGACGACGAAUAUAAGCACGCGCUGACACUGACGCGCCGAUUUCAUAUCUUAGUCGAUAUUUUCUGUUUGCAUUUUAUAGCCUUCUAAGAAGCAAGUCUUCAUAAUGGCGACAGCUGCCGUGCCUGCCCCUGCUGGCUGCGGGCCCAGCCCCGGGCCGGGAACGGCGCUCCGCGGGCAGGCCUUCGACGUCGGGCCUCGGUACAGCAGCCUUACCUACAUCGGUGAGGGAGCCUACGGAAUGGUCUGUUCUGCUUAUGACCGGGACAACAAGAUCCGCGUGGCCAUCAAGAAGAUCAGCCCUUUUGAACAUCAAACAUACUGUCAGCGCACCCUGAGAGAGAUCAAGAUCCUCCUGCGCUUCAAACACGAGAACAUCAUCGGCAUCAAUGACAUCAUUCGCACACCAACCAUUGACCAGAUGAAGGACGUAUACAUUGUCCAGGAUCUCAUGGAGACCGACCUGUACAAGCUCCUCAAGACUCAACACUUGAGCAAUGACCACAUCUGCUAUUUCCUCUACCAAAUCCUACGAGGGCUCAAGUACAUCCACUCUGCCAACGUCCUGCACCGUGACCUGAAACCUUCUAACCUUCUGCUCAACACCACCUGUGAUCUGAAGAUCUGCGAUUUUGGUUUGGCCCGUGUUGCUGAUCCCGACCAUGACCACACUGGGUUCCUCACAGAGUACGUGGCCACACGUUGGUACCGUGCACCUGAGAUUAUGCUCAACUCAAAGGGCUACACCAAAUCCAUAGACAUUUGGUCAGUGGGCUGCAUCCUGGCUGAGAUGUUGUCCAACAGACCAAUCUUUCCUGGAAAACACUACCUGGAUCAACUUAACCACAUUUUGGGGAUCCUUGGUUCUCCUUCUCAGGAGGAUUUGAACUGCAUUAUCAACAUUAAGGCCAGGAACUACCUUUUGUCACUUCCUGUGCGCUGCAAAGUGCCAUGGAACCGCCUCUUCCCCAAUGCUGAUCCAAAAGCUCUGGACCUGUUGGACAAGAUGCUCACCUUCAACCCCCACAAGAGGAUCGAGGUGGAGGAGGCUCUGGCCCAUCCUUACCUGGAGCAGUACUACGACCCCACAGAUGAGCCGGUGGCUGAGGUGCCAUUCAAGUUUGAGAUGGAACUGGAUGAUCUGCCCAAAGAGACAUUGAAGGAUCUCAUCUUUCAAGAGACAGCACAUUUCCAGCCUGGCUUUAGGUCUUAACGUCUAUCACUGGUAG
This is a messenger RNA of Cynoglossus semilaevis (tongue sole), 1554 nucleotides long. RefSeq names its product mitogen-activated protein kinase 1-like. Lineage: Eukaryota; Metazoa; Chordata; Actinopteri; Pleuronectiformes; Cynoglossidae. The record is from RefSeq and is a predicted model, not a curated record. Gene Ontology annotation, biological process: protein phosphorylation. Gene Ontology annotation, molecular function: MAP kinase activity; ATP binding.